CAACUUUACACACCUUUCUCCAGUCAGUGAACAUUUUCAAAGGAUUACACUUCCUACAGAUGACAAUUCCAAUGCCAAUCUCUCAAAAAUACUAGCUUUUCAAAGUAUAUAAAAGGACAUGCAUAGCUGGUUGUUCAUUUCAUUUGCUAUUUUUUCUUCUACUUUAUUUUGAUUAUUAACAAGACUUUUACAGACAGCCAAGCUCUAGGAUCUGAAAAGAAAACCAUAAAAUCAACUGAUCACAGAAAUCAGGUUUCUGAACUGUACAGCAAACAGAAACAGACAAGGAUAUGGCAGAAACAAGUGACCGAGCCCAGCUUCUGCAAAAUAUGAAGAACACACCAUUUCAAAACAAAUGCUGUAAAGCUACUUCAGCAAUCCUGAGUAUCUUGUUGGCAUUAACAACAUUAGUAAUAGGUAGUGUGUAUUUGAAUGAAUGCACCAAGCAACGCAUGAUACCAAUCUAUCUCAUUGUCAUGGGAUGUGUCACCAUUGUAUACAUCAUCUUUAAUGUGAUCAUGAAGUCAGUCAGCUGUGUUGAAAAUAAUGAGGAUUGGCUUCCAGGAGAUGUAAUCAAAGGAAUUAUCAUUUUCUUUCAGUUUUCUUGGUUUAUUGCAGGUAGCGUAUGGAUCUUUUCAACAUUCCAGCCCAAUUACAAUGACCCCAAAUCAGGAGAUUACUGUCACAAAGUUGUGUACUUGUAUGCAUUUUCAAUCACAGUGAUUGCAUACAUUUUUGUUGGUCUGAUGUGCAUCAUAGGCUCCUGCUGCGCACUUUGUGCAGCCAGUCUUGCACGUAAUGCAGCUGAUGAUCAGUCAGAAUCUUAAAUGUUGUGCCACUGUGUGUUGGAAGUUGUUGCACAUCACUGCAUUUUCUUUGCAUCUGAACUCCUAAAGAAGGCAACAUGUAUCACAGAUUAUCAAAUCGCUGAUAAUUUAUAAACUCACUUGUUGCUCUAGUUGAACGAGUUCUCAUGGCUUACAGUGUGUUUUAAUCUUUCUUAUUACAUUUUAAUCUAUUGUUCUUUACAAAGAACUAUUACAUGACUAAAAACUGCAUUUUUUCACCAUGUCAUUAAAUUAGACUCUUCUUAAAACAAUGAGGCUUUGUUAGAAUUCAUUUUAAUUAACAAAGACAGCAAUGGCUUGAAGUGCUACAUUAUUCAAUUAUUUCAAAUGCUACAUUAUUUAUUUGAUAUAAUUGAAUAAACUGAGUCUCUUGACAACCAUGCUCAUUUAUAAUACAUAAUGUCCCCCAAUUAGAUACAGCCGGAGUGAAAUACAGUAUAAAAAUGAUUUCUGUCUGAAAGUUUUUAAGAAACUAUAAUAUUCUCUAAAAGUACUUUGUAUCUUAAGCAAUGAGUAGUAGUCAUGUGGGUACAAAAUGGCAUGUUUGUGACUUGGUUUUAGAGAGCAGUGGUGACACUAUGUUUAGCUAACUAAAAGCAUAUAUACUUAGCAUUGUCUAGGACUGUUCUCAUUCUGGACUGUCGUACGGAACUUAAGUGAAAUAAAAUUUUCUUUGAAACAAAUGAAAUAAAUGCAUGUUUCUCAUUUCAGAAGGUUGAGUUUAUUUACAUAACUGACCAUAUACAACUGGAUGAAUUUGUUUUAACUGUCAUGCCCAUUAUAACUGAUCUGGGCCAGUAUUCAUAUGCAAGUCAACUGUAUUGCACCCAUGUUUGAAAGAGGCAUCAGGAUGGUACUGAGUUGCUUUGUAUAAAGCAGAUCUAGAACAUUCUAUAACUUACAUCACAGAAUAACCUCUGAAGAUGUGCCAUACAAACUAUCUAGAAAUAAUGUAGCAUGCUUAAGAUAUAAUCCAGCAAACAUGUGAAGGGGCAUCAAAAGCUCUAGUGUCAACAUGCAAAUAGAUUACUAUAAUAUGCAAAGCAGACACCUGCAUUUUAUAACCCAUCUUGAGCCCAUCAACAUGAAGUGCAUCCAGUAAGGUGGUGACAUUACAAACUAUCACCGUUGUGGUUUGUGUUGUCUCCAUCCACCACUCGCUCAAAUUCACACAGUAUUUAAAUAACACAUAUGUCCAUAAUGGCCUUAUAACCCUUUUCCAAUUCUCGUAAAACCAUCUUGAUGUUAGUUCCCAGUGUAUUGCUUGAAGUAUAUUGGAUUGUACACAUCCUGUUGCCAUGAUCCACCAUCCCCAUGGAGAAGAAAAUGCAAUACUCAUGAUCUAAUGAAGCCUGUCUAUUUCCAUUUUAUAUGAUCUAACAUGUACAGAAACAGAUUUGUUUGUUUUUCAAUUAAAUUGUACAGGUUAUAGGUGACAUUAAAAGCGG
Messenger RNA from Protopterus annectens (West African lungfish), 2296 nucleotides. Its product is annotated as transmembrane protein 272-like. The transcript is spliced from 5 exons. Bases 291 to 827 code for a protein of 178 amino acids. Lineage: Eukaryota; Metazoa; Chordata; Ceratodontiformes; Protopteridae. The record is from RefSeq and is a predicted model, not a curated record.